Messenger RNA from Anisakis simplex (herring worm), 522 nucleotides. The record is from the annotation of a GenBank genome assembly. NCBI's taxonomy places the organism in Eukaryota, Metazoa, Nematoda, Chromadorea, Rhabditida, Anisakidae.
AUGGCCGAGCCGCCGAUGCCAGACCUCUCGCACCUCAGCGCUGAGGAACGCCAAAUUAUUGAGGAGGUGUUCCAACGUCAACGCGCAGAGGAAGAAAAAGAGACACAACUUAGCCAAAAAGCCGACCAAGAGCUGGAAGCAAUAGAGAGACAAAUCAACGAGAGAAAAGAGACUGCUCAAAGGCUGGUCGGUACACAAGAUGAUGCGAUCUGUCAAAUUUGUCAAAAAACCAAAUUUGCUGAUGGAAUCGGUCAUAAGUGUUUUUAUUGUCAAUUAAGGUCAUGUGCCAGAUGUGGUGGAAGGACGACAAGUAAGAAUAAGCCAAUAUGGGCAUGUUCGCUGUGUCAGAAACGACAACAGAUUCUCGCAAAAACUGGUAAAUGGUUUCAACAAGGUAUGGCUGCCGAUGAACAUCGAGGAGCAGGAGGAACAUCGACGAGUCCGGCUGAUCUGAGGUACGUGCGUUCCUCUUCUUCUCCUCAUCAUUAUUUUCAUAAAACAAAUCGUCUGAUUUCCUCCUAA